UAAAAAACAGUAACAGUCGUUGAAACGAAAAAACGGUGUGAAAAUCCUCAGAAAAAAAUUGAAAAAUCGUUCAAAAAAAGCCGAUCGACCUCAAAAAGACCGUCAAAAUGACGACAAUGUACAGUUUACGCCCGAUAAUCCAUCACGACGAAUUGCCGGAACGAUCGAGUGAUUGCAUGUACGAAAUGAAAAAUAUUCAUCGCAAUGGCCACACGAGGCAGGACUGCAGGAUCGACUCGAAUGUCACAUCGCAGGUUAUCAACUAUCUCAAGAGUCCUCUCCCUGAAGUUAAAGCUCUGGAGACGAGGCAGGAGAAGAUCCUGGUGCAAUUGGCAGAGCUGAAGGCUCAAGUGCUGAGUCUCUGUGAUGUCCUGAAGUCGAACGAGAAUCCCAAGAGCCCGAGAAAAUCCAAAAGGGAACCCGUGACUGCGGAUUUCGUGGUGAACGUCAACCCCGAGAGCCCUGCCUACUCCCUUCUGGCGCUAAAAAAACUCUGGAGUGACGUGGACUUCAGAAUAGAACCCUUCCAGCAUUCCAGUGUCCAAGGAGUGAUUCCUGAAGGAUUUGGGAGGACCAGAGGAUGUGGAGAGAGUGUCAUCAGCAUCUCGUUGAUUUGGAAAAAAGUGAACAAUGCAGAAUUGGUGCUCUCUAGUCUCCACGAGUCGAGAAUUUUGGGUGAAGUGAAUCUCCUCAGGUACCUCUCAAGACUCCUGGACAACCACGACUCCCUCCCUCCGGAGGAAGCCACAAAAAUCGAUGGAAUUCUCGACCUCUCCCACCAACUCGUCUCCCAGGACAAUUUAAAAAUCAAACUAUCAAUCAUAAAUAUUCUGGAUAAGAAAAUAACCAAUGGAAAUUGGUUCUCCACUCGUAAAACUCCUGGAAUCGGAGACGUCGCUGUCUGGUCAGCCCUCAAACAAAUUUCCCCGAAAUCUCUUCCCUCAAAUCUCGCCAGUUGGUACCAGAAAUGCGAGAAGAGUCUCAAUGUCUGAACCCAUGAAAUCCCAUUUUUAUAAUUAAUAGACAAAUGGAUAUUCUCAUAAAUUUAAUAAAUCGCUUUUUAUUAAAGGUAAUAACAUGUACGAAAAGAAAACAUUUCUUAAAUUUACUUAUUGAUUGAUAAGUAUUCCUGCUAUAAUUAUUUAUAAAUAGAGAAAUUGAACUAAACGUUGAAAUGGUGGGCAGUGAUUGGACCCCUGAUAAUAGCAGGGCUGAGGGUGGGGCAAAAUGGAUAAUUUAUUAAAAUUCGAAAUAUCCAUGACCCAAGGGGAAAGUAAUCAUGAAAAAGAACCAAAGAAAAAUCAUUAAUUGCGAUUAAUUUACAAUUUAACAGUAAAUGAAAAAGUUAAUUAAUUCAAAAAGUUGAAGUGGAGUCCAUUCUGCCCCUAAUUAAUAGAAAAAUUUGUAAAUUCAGCCUUUUUCCUACCCUCCCGAGGAUAUUGGUCCUAAAGAUUUAUUUAUCAACUAAUUACUAAUUAAAUCUGUCUCGUAUGUGUUGGACAAAUGAAAUUCUCCUCCAAUAAUCAAAUAAAAAUAAAUCUUCAGUCAA
Messenger RNA from Fopius arisanus, 1549 nucleotides. It is a transcript of the gene AIMP2, whose product is annotated as aaRS-interacting multifunctional protein 2. The record is from RefSeq and is a predicted model, not a curated record. NCBI's taxonomy places the organism in Eukaryota, Metazoa, Arthropoda, Insecta, Hymenoptera, Braconidae. Gene Ontology annotation, cellular component: aminoacyl-tRNA synthetase multienzyme complex. The transcript is spliced from 4 exons. The coding region runs from base 108 to 992 and encodes 294 amino acids.